Messenger RNA from Styela clava, 601 nucleotides. RefSeq lists its product as uncharacterized. NCBI's taxonomy places the organism in Eukaryota, Metazoa, Chordata, Ascidiacea, Stolidobranchia, Styelidae. The record is from RefSeq and is a predicted model, not a curated record.
AGAAGGUCACAAAAUUACUGAAAUCAUGUGAUAAUAAAUGGUGAAUUUGGAGGACUACUAGGCCUUGAAAUAAAUACAACUCUGUGCAACUAUGAAAGAAGAUAUCGAUAUUAAAGUUAGAUGUAGGUAUUUUUAAGCAAAAGCCUUCAAACAUGAUAAAAAAUGCUACGAACGAGAUUACUAGACGCAAUUCGGAAACUUCCGACAUAUUUUCCAACAUUUGAAGCUCAUUCAUGUACGGAAUGUCGAUCUAUAUAUCAGUGUGAACCUAAUCAGUUGCAGGAUAAGAUAGAAUCAGCUCGAAAUCAGGGAAAACGAUUUUAUAUCGGAUAUUCGUGGACUGUGGAUAGCAGAUAUAUAUGUUACACUAUGCCAGGCAGCAGAUUAUGGAAAAAGCAAUUUGCAAAAAAUGCAACAUAUUAUGCGGACAUUGCUUUAACUGAUUGCGAAAUAACAGAAGCAAGUUUAAUUCAACAAUACAGAAACGAUCCACUCUGCGUCAAUAUACGACGCGGAAAAAAUAAUAACAUUGGAUAUGUUUAUGUUUUAACUGAAAAAUAGCUGCAAUAAAAACAUAAGAGGUUUAAGGUUGUGACUUACA